Messenger RNA from Otolemur garnettii (small-eared galago), 696 nucleotides. Its product is annotated as eosinophil cationic protein-like. The record is from RefSeq and is a predicted model, not a curated record. NCBI's taxonomy places the organism in Eukaryota, Metazoa, Chordata, Mammalia, Primates, Galagidae. Gene Ontology annotation, molecular function: nucleic acid binding; RNA nuclease activity. The transcript has 2 exons. The coding region runs from base 38 to 631 and encodes 197 amino acids. Gene Ontology annotation, biological process: chemotaxis; innate immune response in mucosa.
ACUUCUCACAGGAGCCACAGCACAGAGACUGGGAAACAUGGUUCCAAAGCUGCUCGAUUCCCAACUCUGUCUGAUUCUGCUGCUGGGGUUCGUGGCAAUGGUGGGCUCCUUCGAUGCCCCACCUGGUAAUUUCACCCCAACUCAGUGGUUUCGGAUCCAGCAUGUAAAUAUGACCAACCCCCGGUGCACUAUUGCAAUGCGGUCAGUUAACCAUUACAAACCACAGUGCAAACCCAGGAAUACUUUUCUUAAUACAACCUAUCCUGAUGUAGUUAAGGUUUGUGGUACCCCAAAUAUACCCUGCCCUACAAACCCCACAAGAAAAAAUUGUCACAAGAGUUCAGUCCCAGUGCGUUUAACCGAUUGUCACCUCACAAGUCGACCGACCCCUGUUAAAGACUGCAAAUAUUCAGACAAGCCAGAAGAGAAGUUCUAUGUAGUUGCUUGUAACAACAGAGAUCCACGGGACUCGCCCCUGUAUCCAGUGGUUCCGGUUCACCUGGAUGCCAUAGUGUCACCGACCCUGGAUCAGCAUGAUGUGCCAAGCCUCGCGCACCAAGUGCCACCAUCUAGGAGACUCUGUGUGUCUACUUUUGCCACUCUUCUGUUAUUUAGUUACAAUCUGUUCUAGAGACUGUUUUCUUCCCUACCCUGAGAUUUAUGGAAAAUAGAGAUGUGGAGUGGAGAGACUGCAGC